This is a messenger RNA of Rhopilema esculentum, 1107 nucleotides long. The record is from RefSeq and is a predicted model, not a curated record. Lineage: Eukaryota; Metazoa; Cnidaria; Scyphozoa; Rhizostomeae; Rhizostomatidae.
AUGAACAGGGCACCUUCUAAGAACGACACUUGGUGGGCAGAACAUUCACGUACAUGUGGUGGCCAGUUUAAGAAAAUUAAAGAGCCCGAAGAUUAUGGAAAAAAGGGGAAUAAGCGCAAAAUAAGUGAAAAGAACACGAACAACAGUAAAGUGGACCCGGAAAGAAAUUCUUCGGACACUGCUGUGAACAAAAGUCCCAGUUUAUCUAAGUGGUUCAAACCAAUAAAAGAGUUAGAUGCAUCAAAUCCUGAUAACAUUCGAGAACGCAAAAAUGAUAACUUAGAUAGUCUCAAAAAGCCACUUUCUAUGUUCUCUGGUAACGGACGUCGUUUAGAUAGUGGACAAAGUGUAAGAUCUGUUAGUAAAGAGCAGUGGAUUGAAAAUCUGAUGAAAAAGCAAGUGGGAGUAUCUGGGAAACGGCAAAUGGCCAGUGGAUUUAUAAGUGCAGCAGGACCGCAGCAAAAGCCACUCAAAGCAAUCGUGGAUGGAGCGGCAAAUCAGAAAACUCGCGUUAACGUUGUCAGUAGUUCUACUGUUUCAAAACCGGGUUCAACUCAUAAAGAUAAUAAUAUAACAGGUUUCAAGCAGAAUUUUACUCAAGAAGUAUCUGUGAUGAAAUCUAGGGCAGUUAACAAGAAAUGCCAUGCAUUACCAGGGCAAAAUAGUGCACCAUCAUCCUCGAGUAGUUUUUGUAACACAAGCCAGUCAAAUAAUCAAUUUAAUGGUUUGCGAGAGACAAUACCAAGGCAAACGGUUAAGGAAUCUGCUAAUUCUACGAUAGAAAAAUUUCCCUCACUCACGGUAGAAGAUGCUUGUAUGCCUGUAGAUUCAAGACCAGUAACAUUGGAGAACAUUCCAAAAACGGUACAAAGUAUAAAAACGUCUGGACCAAGUAUUGGUGAUUCUGAAAGUGGGCCUAAGCUGUUUUGGAAUCGAAAAGAUGUCAAACAACAGGAUAUCCAGACGAUCCCUAUCGUUAUUAAUGAUAGCCCACCUUGCAAUCAGAGAAGCACUAAAUUUGUGGAGUGUCCUGCCUGCCCCAAAUUGAUUCCAGAAAACAUGAUCAAUGCACAUUUAGACAAAUGCUUAGCGCAGGCCUUUUCAUAA